Messenger RNA from Bradysia coprophila, 1366 nucleotides. RefSeq lists its product as uncharacterized. Gene Ontology annotation, molecular function: protein binding. The record is from RefSeq and is a predicted model, not a curated record. Lineage: Eukaryota; Metazoa; Arthropoda; Insecta; Diptera; Sciaridae.
UGAAGGUGGCCUGAAGAAUGCCAUGUCAUGUUUAUAUUUACGAAAACAAACGUUAAUUUCUUGAAAAUUUAAUUUUUUAAAAUGAGUAACAAAACAAGUGAAUUGUGUAUUACAAGUCUAAACGAAACAGUGCUGUUACGCAUUUUCAAAUUGCUGAAUUGGAUUGAUUCGAUUAAUUUGUCAGCUACGUGUAAACGUAUGAAAAAUAUAAACUUUUGGUUGUCAAAGCAGAACGAAGAGUUCGAUUUCAACGGAUUUGUGGAAAAUGCCACAGUUCCCAUCGGAAAUAUAUUGCCCGUAAUCGGACCAUAUAUUCGAGUAGCCAAAAUUUCCGAACAAGAAAUUAGAGAAUUGUUCAUGGUAAAUUGCUGUAACAUAAAAUCCCUGAAAAUCGAUGGGUCCAUCAGUCGCAGUGCUGCUAUUACAUUAAACACUUGGUUGAAACAGUUGAAGAUUGAGAGCCUAUCAAUUGGACAAACAUUUGAAGACCACGUAGAAGAGCUGUUGAACGGAAUCGAAGGGCUGAGGUCAUUUGUAUUUGAUAGUUUUCAAAAACUAUUGCCCGAGGACUUUUUUAACCAAAACACUUCGAUUCGACAUCUUCUCCUCAUUCUGGGAGAUUCACAGGAGUUGUCUUUGGAUUUAUCAUCCCUUCAAGUGCUGCACAGUCUCCAAAGUCUGUCGAUAACUACUGAACGAACGACUGUACUCAUCGAUGUCCGAAAAUAUGUGAAAAUAGAACAACUGCAGGAAUUUUCAAUUAAUAUCCUGGAUGAUAAUUGGGAUGCAUGUAUAUGGGACGAUUUCGCGACGUAUUUAGCAGAAAAUUCGAAAGUGGAUAAAUUGAGAAUGAACGGUUGCAUAGAUAUCGACCAUAGAACGUGUUCCACCUUAAAUUCAUUCAACUUAAAAUCACUUUGGUUGGAUGUUAGUGUUUCUUGGGAGGAUUUUACAUCGAGUUUUCGUGAAAGUGCAAUGCCCCGUCUAAAAUAUUUAAGAUUGGAAUGGCCUAUCUCAUGGUGCAGGACAGAAAAAAUUGGGCGUAUCCUGGACAUAUGGCCAACCGUCGAAGCGAUUUGUUUGAACGUACAGGAGGGAUCUUCUAAUCUUAUAAUGCAUUUCAAAGAUGAAUUCUAUGCCGACCUAUUGAAACGAUAUGACAAUCGACCAGGAUCAUCAGAAUUAAGAAUUCAUAUCUUCUCUUCUGAGAUAUCAUUCAACUUUGUUUCGAAGCGGUAUAACGUCAUUGAGGGCAAAGAAUGCUGCUCAUGCAAAGAGAGUUUUCAAUUGUGGGAUGAUGACCGUGUUAAAUGUAAUUUAUGAGCACAAUUGUUUUAAAAUGAAAUGAAUUUUGUUGCAACUUGAU